Necator americanus (New World hookworm) is the source of this 252-nucleotide messenger RNA. RefSeq lists its product as uncharacterized. The record is from RefSeq and is a predicted model, not a curated record. The transcript has a single exon. The coding region runs from base 1 to 252 and encodes 83 amino acids. NCBI's taxonomy places the organism in Eukaryota, Metazoa, Nematoda, Chromadorea, Rhabditida, Ancylostomatidae.
AUGGCUACACCCAAGUCUCGUCGCAAGACUGCGGAUGUUGAUCUCCGGAACCUCUUUGACGGUUUCGAGAAUGGCGGAGUCUUCGACAGUGUGGGGGCGUCCCGACCGGGGGUUGUCUCCAAAGUCCGUGCUUCCGCUUGCGAAGCGAGCGAACCAGUGCUUGACAGUCCUGAUGGUAGUGGUGCCCGUUGCUCCAAUGCCGCCACGCCAUUCAUAGAAGAUGAUAGCUCGAAGUUGAUCUUGCGUAAUUGA